CAAAACCAUUAAAGAUGGUGUCCGAAGGUCUUUCCUUCACCAUAGUUUUUCUCUUGGCCACCCUAAUCACACUUGGUGAAGCCAAUAACAACCGUAAGCUCCUACAAACAUACACUAACUACCAACCGGAACAUUCCCCUCUUCCAUCUCCGGUCUAUUCUCCUCCGGCUGAUCUUCCUCCUCCUCCUACGCCAGUCUAUUCUCCUCCGGCUGAUCUUCCCCUUCCUCCUACUCCAGUCUAUUCUCCUCCAGCGGAUCUUCCUCCUCCUCCAGCUGAUCUUCCUCCUCCUCCUACUCCGGUUUAUUUUCCACCUGUGGAUCUUCCUCUUCCCCCUACUCCGAUCUACCCUCCUCCGAUUGAUCUUCCUCCUCCUCAAGCUUACCAAGCCUACUAUUACAGGAAAUCUCCACCACCACCACCCUCAAGAUAUGGAAAAGUGUAUCCACCUCCGCCCGCUAGACCAUGGUGGUGGUUGAUAUGAAGCGUCAAAGACAUAGUGCAUUAGUGAUGUGAUAUCUUUGAUGUCUCUAAAUUAACCCGAUGUUUCUUCUCUUUAUAUUUCAAUCACGAAUGUUGUUUUUGCUCUUUCGUAAUGUGAGUUGAGUUAUGCAUUAACGGU
This is a messenger RNA of Camelina sativa (false flax), 620 nucleotides long. RefSeq lists its product as uncharacterized. The record is from RefSeq and is a predicted model, not a curated record. Lineage: Eukaryota; Viridiplantae; Streptophyta; Magnoliopsida; Brassicales; Brassicaceae.